Messenger RNA from Peronospora belbahrii, 591 nucleotides. The record is from the annotation of a GenBank genome assembly. NCBI's taxonomy places the organism in Eukaryota, Oomycota, Peronosporomycetes, Peronosporales, Peronosporaceae.
AUGGCACCAGGUGGUCGUGUCCGCAAGGAACUUGCGGAAUGUCAGAAAGAUUCCCAUUUAUCUGGUGUAACGGCUGUACCACUGAAUCCAACGUCUUUUAUUGAAUUACGUGGUUCAAUACGAGGUCCAGAGGCAACACCAUAUGAAGGCGGUCAUUUUACCUUGGAAAUUCUGAUUCCUCCCAAAUAUCCAUUUGAACCACCUGGAAUGCGUUUUAUUACCAAGAUUUGGCAUCCAAAUAUCUCAUCACAGACGGGUGCUAUUUGUCUUGAUAUUCUAAAAGAUGCGUGGUCUCCAGCAUUAACAAUCAAGACGGCACUUUUAUCCAUCCAAGCUUUACUCUCAGCUGCAGAACCAUUGGAUCCACAGGAUGCUCAAGUAGCCAAAAUGUAUCUAGAAGAUCAACAACAGUUUCUCAAUACGGCACGGUUUUGGACUGAGAGUUAUGCAAAACAACAGGAGACAAGCAAUGAUGCAGCAUUAUCUCGACUCAUUGAUAUGGGAUUUCCAUCGGACAAGGCAAAGGCUGCAUUACUUGCAGCCAAUGGUGAUGAAAAUGCUGCCAUUGAACACUUGGUUAGCAGUAUGUAG